Molecule: messenger RNA, 4070 nt
Organism: Bicyclus anynana (squinting bush brown)
Lineage: Eukaryota; Metazoa; Arthropoda; Insecta; Lepidoptera; Nymphalidae
Gene: Dgkepsilon
Product: diacylglycerol kinase epsilon
Exons: 12
Coding region: 126-1691 (521 amino acids)
Molecular function (GO): ATP-dependent diacylglycerol kinase activity
Source: RefSeq, a predicted model, not a curated record
UUGCCAUUUCAUUCCUUUGAAGCAUUUAAAUUAGUGUGUAAUAAAUUCUGUGUGAUAUUUCGUAAAACCGAUAGUGUUUGCUUUAUUGCAAUAGUAUUUAAUGUUAACAAUAAUAUUACUUAAAAAUGGAUACAAUCACACAAAUAAACUAUAGUAUUCAUUUUAAUUAUUAUUUUCUGAUCGGGGGAUUAUUCCUUGGUUACCUUGUUUAUCGUAUUAUUCACUCGCUUUUAGGAGAUAAUACUUUUACACAAACCAAAUAUCGGGUGCGGGGUCACACUUGGAGAAACAUUGACUGUAAUAAAUCAAUACCAUAUAAUAUUUAUUGUACAGUUUGCAGUAAGCUAAUGCUACCUGUAGUGGGCUUGUUCUGUGAAUGCUGUGCAGUGAGCGCGUGCACCAAGUGUCAUCGCAUUGUUGACAAAAGAAACAGAUGCAAACAAAUAACAUGGCCCAUAGGAAAAACCUUUAAUCAUCUUUGGGUUAAUGUGGGAGCUGCUAAUAGAAACAAUGCAGAUCACAGUGAGGAUGGAGAGCUAUUAAUAAACAAAUACUUUUGCUCCUGGUGCCAAAGGACCAAAGUUAGCCAAGAAAAUUUAUUAGAUAACAAUGAACAAUGUGAUUUCCAAAAGUACAAAAAUAUUAUUAUUCCACCUGCAAAUGUUCAAGUAGAGAAAGGGAAAAUUGUAAAUAUCAAACCACUAUCCAAUGAAAACUGGGAGCCCUUGAUAAUUUUUGCAAAUAGAAAGUCUGGGAGUAAUAGAAGUGAUGAGGUUCUUUCCAUAUUUAGAGGCCUUCUAAAUCCACUGCAGGUGAUAGAUAUCAGCUCGACGCCGCCGGAGCGUGCAGUGCGCUGGUUUCCCGCGCGCUGCCGAGUGCUGGUCGCCGGCGGCGAUGGUACCGUCGCCUGGGUUCUGAAUGCGCUGCAUUCCGUGCCGCAUGUUAAGGCGACAGUGGGCAUACUGCCGAUGGGCACCGGGAACGACCUGUCGCGAGCGCUGGGCUGGGGCGCCUCGUGCUCAGACCUCGACGCGCACGCCAUCGUCACUUCGUUGCAACAAGCUCAAGAACAGAUUAUAGACAGAUGGAAGGUCACCAUAACGCCGAAGCACGUGCUGGGCCGCCUGCGUGCGCGGGCGGCGCGCGAGCUGUUCGCCUACAACUACGCCAGCAUCGGCGUGGACGCGCAGGUCGCGCUCGACUUCCACCGCGCGCGCGCCACCUUCCUCUACCGCUACACCAGCCAGUACCUCAACUAUUUGACGUACGCGCUGCUGGGCGUGGGGCGCGUGCUGGACGCGGGCACCAGCGGCGGGCUGGAGCGGCGCCUGCGGGUGCGCGCGGGCGAGCGCGAGCUGUCGCUGCCGCCGCUGCAGGCGCUCGUCGCGCUCAACAUCCCCUCGUGGGGCGCCGGCGUCGACCUCUGGAGUUUGGGCAGUGAAGACGAAGUGCAGGAACAGCGCAUGGACGACGGGAAACUAGAGGUGGUCGGCAUCUCUUCGUCGUUCCAAAUAGCGAGGCUGCAAGUCGGUCUGGCCGAGCCCUACCGGUUCACUCAAGCGUCUGAUGUGUGGAUUGAACUGGACGGGUGCUGCGCGAUGCAAGUGGACGGCGAGCCGUGGAUGCAGGGUCCGGCCUCCAUACACAUCGAGCCUGCGGGGCGGAGCACCCUGCUGCGGCCUCGACGCUGACACGCUGUGUCGGGGUAAAGGUCACCACUCACUUGUUCCGCACCGCACCAACACAACAUGCGGGUUACAGAACUUUGUCAACGUAAUCAUUCCUAGUCAGGCAUCCCUAGAACAUUUUGUACACCUGAUUACUAACAAGCUAAUUUUUUGUGAGUAGCUUCAUCUCGAUGAGGCGAUCAACUUUUUUAUUUACAAAUAUUCUUGAUUCUGGUAGCUAACUAACCAGGAAACGAAAAUUUUAUAGCGUCGGAACAAGAUAUUUAUUUUUUCAUUUAUAUUUUAUUAUCGUAUUAAAAAUGUUACACUAGUACGAUUUUUUUUAAAUAACCAAUGAGGGAAGGAAAUUAAAUAACUAAAAAAAUUAUAAUCAUUUACUACAAUUUAACUAGGCAACCCAUGUGCAAUGUGUCAAUGUGAAUAUUUUUUAUUAAAUAACAGAUGAGAGCGGGGGGACACGAUACCUUCUGCCUAACCUGCUAAGGUUUAUUAUAAUGAUGAUCUAGAAUUUGUAUGGAACAAAUAUUACGCCAAAGAAUAGUGAUUGAUAUAGUAUACUUAUUACUUAUACAAUUUUACUGACAAGUUAUAAGUACCUAUAAAAUAUUAAGUACCUAAUCGUAAUAUUAUUGUAUCACCAAUUGUACCUACCUAUAAUAUUAUAGAAUAUGGCCUAAACAUUUUCAGGCAUUAUUUUAAAUCUCGGUGUUAUUCCAUUUUAGAUUAAGUAAGUUAGUUUAAUAUUAUUUAUUGUGUGAGGGUUGUAUUACUUGGAAUAUGGGCGUUAACUUUAUUGUAAUGCGUAAAUUCACAAUAACCUAACAACAACUAUAUGUUCUACAUGAAAAAAAACAAUGUAAUAUUAACUGUUUGGCUGACGCCGCGUUGCAAGAACCAGCUCAUGAAUAAGGGCCUCGUAUGGGUUUGAAGUUGUUAAACCGUGUUUUUGAAUAAUUAAUUAAAGUAAUAUUACUGUUUUCCUAGAAAGCUUUUGUUUAUUGAAUAUCAUAGACCAUGAAUCUCUAAAAAAGUUAAAAUUUGUAGUUUUUACAGAACAGUGCGCUAGGUGAUUAGUCAGUGACGAACUUUAGUAUUAACUGUAUGUUUCAUUUAGUUUCUAAAUAUUCCAUAAUAUAGGAGUAGAGACACAUUAUUUCGGCGACCUCUGUGACGCAGUGGACUUGCAAGACGGAGGUCCUGGGUUCAAUCCCGGUUGGGCCGAUUGAGGUUUUCUUAUUUUGUCCGGCUGGUGGAAGGCUUUGGCCGUGGCUAGUUACCAACAUAUCGGCAAAGACGUACCGCCAAUCGAUUAAGCGUUCCGGUACGAUGUCGUAUAGAAACCGAAAGAGGUGUGGAUUUUCAUCCUACUCAUUACAAGUUAGCCUGCUUCAAUCUUAGACUGCAUCAUCACUUAGCAUCAGGUGAGAUUGUAGUCAAGGGCUAACUUGCAAAGAAUAAUAAAAAAAAAACAAUAACAGUGAGUCACAUGAGACUCAUCGAACAGAAAAUUAGCUGGAUCUGACUUGUUCCAUUAAAAUCACACGUAUGCACGCUAGACCUUCGAAAACUUUCAUAUUUGUUAUGGUGUCUGUGAUAGCCAGACCUUUCAUCAUCAACCCAUAUUCAGCUCACUGUUGAGCAUGAGUCUCCUCUCAGAAUAAGAGGGGUUAUACCUUAGUCCUCUACGCCGCUGGUCAAAUGCAGAUUAGCAAACUUCACACACGCAGCGAACUAACAAAAUUCUCAGGUAUGCCGGUUUCCUCACGAUGUUUUUCCUUCACCAAUGGAGUUGCAUGUUCCAGACCAGAUUCGAACAUACGCCCUCCGAAUCGAAAGCAAAGGUCAUAUCCACUGGGCUAUCACGUUGGCAGAUGGUGAACUAGAGUGUGGGCCAUGGUGGCUUUGGGAGAUUGCAGGGUUCAAGGCUCUUAGGUAUUUUUUUUUUUCAUUAUCUUCAUUAAUAUGGAAGUUAUAUCCCCGUUAGCCAGACAAGAAGCUGCGAUGAAAAUCUGGUUUAAGUAAUUUUGAAGGUACAAGCAUACAUUCUUACAGUUUUCAUAAAAUUUAUUAGUCAAUAAUUUUUUACCUAUUACGUACUGUAUUCAUUAUCCACAUAGAGGAGCAUAGUAGUGGAAUUGUAAUGGAAUAAGUUGGAACUGUAGUGCGGUAGAUAUACAUAUCUUUUAAGCAUUUAAUUCAUGACUGUUUUGUGUGGAUAUUACUUAGGCAUAGAUAAGCAGCGCGAUUGCUAUAUUUAUCUAUAUAUCUGUGCUAUUUCUACGAACGUAAGGUGCAAGAUGUUGUCGUCCAAACAUUGUAGCUGUAGAAUGUAUCCUAUUGUUGUUGUGAUGGUAUACCUAAAUAAAAGUAUAUUAAAUUGAA